AUGUCCUCAGGAACGGCCAGAGCCUCGUCUGGCCGCCCCAACGGCUUCGGCGAGGAGCGGGAGCGGGCACGCGUCGCUGGUGCGAGCGGCAGCGGAAGCGGCAGCUUCAGGAGCGAACCGCGCAGAAUGGGGGGCCCCGGCACGGCGCCGUCCCCCCAGCCAGAAGGGCCGUUUCCCGGCGUGGCGCAUAAGAGGACUGCGUCGGGGAACCCGCGCCCGGCGAGUAGGACGGCGGCGGAGAAUGAGCGGCGGUACGAGGAGCGGCGGGUCACGGAGAGGACGUACGAGGCGCGCAUCGAGCGCACGCGCACGACGAGCCCGGAGAAGCAGCAGCGGAGGACCGGGCCUGCCGAGAAGAGAAUGUCUGAUGCGCGUCGGCCCAAGUCGUCGUCGGAAGCGAGGUCUAGGGAGUCGGCCGCUGCCGAGGCGACGCCUCAAGCACCUUGGAACCCUGAAGUAACACUCCUCCCACACACAACGGCUCCCCUCGCCUCGCGGGUGUCGAUACCGCCCCUCGCCUCCACAGUGCCGCAAGCACCGCAACCAAAGCCCUUAGCCGAGCUAUCACUAGAGGUCCAAGAGGCAGUAAUCGUGGAGGACCUGCUCUUCGUCUUCAUGGGCUUCGAGGGCCAGUACGUCCGAUUCGCAAAGGGGUAUAACCCGCACGAGGAGCGCGAUCGCCUCUCUGGCCCUCCGUUCCGCAUCAUGCCGGGGCUCGACCCGAGCCUGCACGACCUGACCAAGUCGAUGCUCAAGAUGGCGACGUACUACUCAGCCCUGGAGGCAUUUGUUGACGUCCUGAGCAGAAGAGAGUUUGGAGCCGUCAAUCAUGCCCUGUGCGCUUCGGUUCGCAAAUUCCUGCACGACUAUCUCAUCAUGAUUGCGCAGCUCGAGACGCAGUUCCUGACCAGUGACACCUUCACGGUCCACAUACUCAACAUCCACACCAUAUCUACAAGCCACUUGAUGCUGCAGCUAUACUCCCUGGCGCAGGAGCUUUUGAAGAAAAACGCACUGCUGGACGACGAAAGCGAAGAGGACGAGGACAGCGAAGAUGACUAUGACAAGGUGCUUGAGAAGCUAAAUGACAACAAAGACCUGAUCCCCGGGAACAUGAGUACUGAAAAGAUUUGCAAGGGCGGCGUGGUUCUAGGGAUUGUGACCAAGAGACUCGAGACCAUGUCUGGAGAUCCUGCAGCAAGGGCCCUGCUCACGUCGUUAUUGCGCGACGCGAGCCGGCCGUACAUGAAGAUGCUGAAUGAGUGGUUGCAUCAAGGGAGCAUCAACGACCCGCACUCCGAGUUUCUGAUCAAAGAGCAGAAGAGCAUCCGGCGCGAGAGGCUGGAGCAAGACUACACCGACGAGUACUGGGAGAGGCGCUACACCAUCCGCGACCGCGACGUCCCGCCGCAACUCGAGGCCGUCAAGGACAAGGUCCUGCUGGCAGGCAAGUACCUCAACGUGGUCCGCGAGUGCGGCGGCGUGGACGUGAGCAAGGUCGUGACCGACGUCCCGACCUCGUUUGACGACAGCAGGUUCCUGGAGAACGUCAACGACGCGUACGCGCAUGCCAACGAGUCGCUGAUGCAGCUGCUCCUGACGACGCACGCCCUGCCAGCGCGCCUGCGGUCCAUGAAGCAUUACUUCUUCCUCGACCCGUCCGACUACUUUUCUUACUUUCUCGAGCUGGGUGCCUCGGAGCUGCGGAAGCCGGUCAAGACUGUCAACACGGGCAAGCUGCAGUCUUUGUUGGAUCUCGUCCUGCGUCAACCCGGCAGCAUUGUGUCGCUGGACCCGUUCAAGGAGGACGUCAAGGUGACGAUGAACGAAAUCACCCUGACCAAGGCCCUGCAGCGGGUGGUCAACAUCACCGGCAUCGAACAGGGCGAGGUGCCGCAGGCUCCCGCAAGCCAGCCCGUGGAGGGCGACAAGAACGCCACGGGCUUCACCUCGCUCGAGCUCGACUACUUGGUCCCCUUUCCCGUCUCGCUCGUCAUCAGCCGCAAGACGGUCUGGCGGUACAAGGCCCUCUUCCGAUACCUGCUCUCGCUGCGGCACCUCGAGUCCCAGCUCUCCGCCACCUGGCAGACGCAGACGAGGAGCGUCAGCUGGGCGCACAAGGGGUCCAACCCCGCGCUGGAGAUUUGGAAGCGCAGGGCCUGGACGCUCCGGGCAAGGAUGCUCGUCUUUGUCCAGCAGCUUCUCUACUUUUGCACCGCCGAGGUCAUCGAGCCCAACUGGACCAAGUUCAUGGCCCGUCUGGACGCCAAGGACGGCGACGCGGACAACAACAAGAAGCCCGUGUCGAGGACCGUCGACGAGCUGAUGCAGGAUCACGUCGGCUUUCUGGACACCUGUCUCAAGGAGUGCAUGCUCACCAACAGCAAGCUCCUCAGGAUCCACUCCAAGCUCAUGCAGACAUGCACCGUCUUCGCCGCCUACACCAACUGGCUCACGCGCGAGCUCGAGAAAUCCGACCCGGACCUCUCGGGCGCCGUCAAGCCCAGCACCAUGACGGCCGACCAGUGGAAGCUCUUCCAGGCCACCAAGGCCGCCCAGCGCGGCGGCUCCUCCUCCGCGGCGCAGAACCGCGACCACCAGCAACAACAGAACCACGAGGCCUCCUUUGCAGCCGACGACGCAGAGGCCCGCGUCAAUAACCUCUCGGAGAUUAUCCGCAAGUGGGAGGGCAACUUUAGCAGGCAUUUGCAGAUCCUGCUCGAUGCGCUGAACCACUAUGCCGCUACGGAGACGGUCGUCCUGUUGAGUCUGUGUGCGCGCCUGAGUACCGCCAACCAGGGGACUGAGUAUGCGGGGCUCAAGGCCGACGAUGACGCGUGA
Molecule: messenger RNA, 2841 nt
Organism: Purpureocillium lilacinum
Lineage: Eukaryota; Fungi; Ascomycota; Sordariomycetes; Hypocreales; Ophiocordycipitaceae
Biological process (GO): spindle assembly; microtubule nucleation; mitotic cell cycle
Cellular component (GO): spindle pole; mitotic spindle pole body; centrosome
Molecular function (GO): gamma-tubulin binding; microtubule minus-end binding
Source: RefSeq, a predicted model, not a curated record